AUCCAGAUCUCUUACCUUAAAUUGCGCAGCUUGUGCUCAGCAGAUACAUCAACACCCACACCUGAUGAGAAAUGGCUUUCCAACCUGGAAGGAACCAGGUGGCUUGACUAUGUGAGGUUAUGCCUGAAGAAAGCCAGCGAAGUUGCCAUCUUGUUGGGUGAGCGGAGGCGAUCAGUAGUCCUUCAAGAAUCCGAUGACCGGGACUUGAACUGUCUGUUGGCAUCGUUAGUCCAGUUGAUUCUGGACCCCCACACACGAACCUUGUCCGGCUACCAGAGUUUGGUUCAGAAGGAGUGGGUCUCCGCAGGACAUCCUUUCAUGCAGAGGAUAAACCACUUCAAAAGAUCUGACAAGGAGGAGUCUCCGGUGUUUCUGUUGUUCCUGGACUGCGUCUGGCAGUUUGUGCAGCAGUCACCAACAGCCUUCGAGUUUACAGAAUCCUAUCUGAUGGCCCUGCAUGAUAGCACUUACAACCUGUUCUGUAGCACCUUUACUCACAACUGCCACUGGGACCGCAUAAGAGGAAGCCAGCGACACUCGUCCAGCCAGACGUACACACCGGUGAAUGGCUGGAGAGACAUAGUGAGAGAGAAAAUACUGUUGAAUGGAGAUUACAAGCCAGUGGAAGACAUGAAGGCAGUUCCUCCAACAGUCUGGGAAUGGAGCCUAUUCUACAGUCAUGUGCGCAGGAAGCAGUUCCGGAACCCAGUAUAUCAAGUCAGGGAACUUGCUGUAUUAAACGGCAAUGGAACCGGGCAUAAUGCUGACAAGAUGAAUGUUUCCAACAGCUGCAGUGUGUACCUGCUCUCCAAGGGGUCCCUCAUCCUGCAGUCUCCGUUAUUCCCAAGGAAAAUCGGUACAGUGUCCAAGCGAACGGCUCGCCGUGCCCAAUCUACUGAGAGUCUACUGGAAGAAGAAAAGCCGUCUAGGAGUAACGUCACCACUUACAGCCCCAUAGAGGACCUUCUAUUUCCUAUAAGUGUGGGGCCUUGGGUCACACUAUGGAAAAGAUGUUACUUGCGCUACACCACAGACAUGACACAGCAUGACACACGGGCCAUCCUCCAGAGACCAGCCUAGUCGAGGAGCUGAGGAUUCUUGAAGACAGAUUGAGGAACCUCCAUACAAACAGCCAAGAUCAGAGACUUGGAGUAUCCAGCCAACCCAAUGGCCUUACCCCUUCUUCUGACCGAUAG
Messenger RNA from Staurois parvus, 1196 nucleotides. Lineage: Eukaryota; Metazoa; Chordata; Amphibia; Anura; Ranidae. The record is from the annotation of a GenBank genome assembly.